GCUCAUGUUUGUCUGAGACUUUACAAGCCAUCUCGACUUUAUUUUGGCACAAGCGUCGCGAUAAUUAUCGCAUUCCUCGUCGGUUCUACACCAUUAAAGGUCUCAGUCGCAUAGUCUGUCAAGUAAAAGCAAUUUUCAGCUUGCGAGCAUCUACCUGGUCUACUAAGUCCGCCUGCUAGACGGUAAGUAGGUUAAAACAUCAUGAUCGAGCCAUCCGAAAGGUUACGGCGAGCAGUCCAUAGUAAUGACGCCUCUCUUGUUCGUCGCAUUGUAAAAUCCCAUCCGGGUUUGAUCCAUAACCCGGACCAUUCCGCAACGGGUCUCUCCAAUUCGAGUCUCCACCUUGCCGCCAGCCUCGGCCACCUCCAGGUAUGCAAGGUCUUAGUUGCCUUUGGUCACGAACUUCCUACGCCGGCUUUGAACGACAAGCAUCAAACAGCUUUGAUGCUAGCCGCUGCCGCAGGUCAUACUGAAGUUGUCUUGUUCCUUUCCGAGAGUGAUCCCUCUUCCAUUCUUCGACGUGAUAUCCAAGGUAGAGAUGCUAUUAUGGAGGCUAGCAUGGGGGGCCACGACACGGUGCUUCAGAUUCUUCUCACGUACGCCCCGGGAGGAGCCCAAAAUGCGGUGCAAAAUGCGGAUGUUGAUGGGAAUACUGCUCUACAUUUCGCUAGCAGUAACGGCAACCUCCUUGUUUUACGAACGCUGCUUGCUGCUGGGGCCGACCCGGAGAAGAGAAACGUUUGGAGCUGGACAGCUAUCGCCUACAGUGCAACCGUGCAUGCUGAGGUGUAUCUCAAAGGACUUGUGUCUGAAACUGAAAAACGACGUCGUAUUAAAAGCGAAGUAACAGAGGAGAGGAAGGGUGGUGCGAUUCGAAUGGUUGAAGAAGAAAUCAACGUUGCGGACUAAGCUUAAGAAUUGGUAUAGCCGUAUUGUUGGGAAAUUUUGCUGGUACAGCUUGCUUAGUAUGAGUCCUUGCGACAUCGAAUCAGGGGAUUAAAGUCUCUUGACUAUGGUCGCAUUGUGCUUCAUCCCUUUUCUCUCUCCGCCCCUCCUUUUUUUUUUUUUUUUGGGAGGUUGAGGAGGAUGGUUGCACAUCUCGAGUGGCGGAGCAAACUUCCAAUGAGACGUCCCGACCUUGAUCUACUAACUA
Molecule: messenger RNA, 1153 nt
Organism: Daldinia caldariorum
Lineage: Eukaryota; Fungi; Ascomycota; Sordariomycetes; Xylariales; Hypoxylaceae
Product: ankyrin
Exons: 3
Coding region: 202-909 (235 amino acids)
Molecular function (GO): protein binding
Source: RefSeq, a predicted model, not a curated record